AUGUCAGACUUUGCAUUUAAUAAUUAUUGUAUACAAUGCGAUCAAUUAUGUCCCACAAAUUCAGUAUAUUGUUCAGAAAAUUGUAAAAAUAAAGAAAUUCAAUCAUCAAUUCAAGAAUUGAAAAAACAAAGAGAUUUAUCAUAUUCAUCAAAUCCUUACAAUAAAUAUCAACACAAUCAUACUCAUAGUUCAGUAUCAUCAGAAUCUUCAACUUCAUCAAAUAGUUCAACUGAAUUAGUAUCACCUUUAUUAACUCCUGCUUUAUAUUUACAACAACAACAACAAUUAUUUAACAAUUCCCAAUUAUCAAUAUCAUCUCCCUUACUAUUAUCACAAUCUGAUGAAUUAACUGAAGAAUCUGAUUUAAAUUAUUUUGAUUUAAAUUAUUCAAUAAAUUCAAAUAUAAAUUAUACUACAACAAAUACAAAAACAUCAUCAAAUAAUAAUAAUAAUGAAGAAUUAAUUAAUUCUACUUCACAUAAUUAUAGAAAAUGGUUAACUGCUUUAUAA
This is a messenger RNA of Lodderomyces jiufengensis, 510 nucleotides long. RefSeq lists its product as uncharacterized. Bases 1 to 510 code for a protein of 169 amino acids. The record is from RefSeq and is a predicted model, not a curated record. Lineage: Eukaryota; Fungi; Ascomycota; Pichiomycetes; Serinales; Debaryomycetaceae. The transcript has a single exon.